AUGCCACCGACUGUCCAUUCUAUGCCAAAGAAGAGAAAGCCGUCCUUCGAUCUUAGAGAUACGGCAUUACCCGCCUACGACGAGAACGGCCAUAGCUCUUCACCGAAGCGCACUUCCCGUACUGCUCCAUCUCUGAAGAGUCCGAAGAGUAAUAUCCAGCAAACCUCUCGAGCGACCAAGCGUCAGUGCAAGCCCUGGAGCAUAUUGCCGCCUCAACGACCGGAGACAGAUCUUUCGGUCGCCAGAAUCAUAGAUUGGAUUGACACUCAAAGUGCCCCGACGAGCCAACCUUUCUCCAGCGUCCCGGUCGACCUGUCCGUCGAGUGCAACGCAGAUCGACCAAGCAUCGAAGAGAAAAGCCUCCGUGUGAACAGCGCAAGUCUACUUUCGGACGACUCCACAGAAUCUGAGAUGUCGCAGUCUUACAUCAGUUCUCAGUCGGACCGCUCUGCUGUGGUCAAGCCGACCGACCCAGAUUUUGAGACCCUGCUGAAAGACCGAGGCAUUUACGCCCUUUCCCGCAACGCACCAGAGCCCACAAACAUCACCGAAGUGAGAGGCGCUCUAGGCAGCACCAGAAAGAGUCCCGGACCUAGCGAUGACAGCGCAGAGAACUUCCCGAGGAGGGUCCGCAAGAGUGUAAAUGAAGGUGGUGUCAUGCAGGCUUUACUACCGAAACUUCUGCCUAUUCUCGACCGCUUCUGGGACAGUCAACGCGAUGCACUUCCAGUAAAUCAGCAAUGGGACCGUCAUACAUUAUUGAAACCGGAACUUCGACCAGCCAUCAGUCCUCCUCGACCUGCUCAAGCAUUCGGCUUUACUCCAGAUACUUUCCCAUUUCCACACGCUGCGCUACUCAUCAAGCCCUCGAUGUCCCCAGCCAGAAACCUGGCGUGGCCGUACUUCACCGUGGAAGCCAAAGGACGCCAGGGCCACCUUGAUAUUGCACGACUCCAAAACUCCAGCAACGCAGCCAUCAUGCUGAAUAACAUGCUGCAGUUGAAGAAAGCUAUCGGCAAAGAGCAUGAGAUGUUUGGAGUCAUUCGAGUGAUGACGAUGGAGCUGACAACAGAGUCAAUAUCUCUUUGUGGUCAUUAUCUGUGCCAAAGUGCUUCAGGAACUCCGGACUUCCACUCUGUGUGCCUUAGCUGCGCCAGCGCGCUGGAUCCCUCCGGAAGAGCAUACAAAGAAGCCUACCGGAAUGCCAUGAACGCUGUGGAAUUUACGAGGCGAAUGACCCUCGAGUGGGUUACAUCAGACAUGGCGCAAUUGGAGGAGAGGCUUGUCGGCUCGUUGCGGAAAGGACUGAACCAGAUGACGCCUCCCACAAGUGACUUCGAACACAGAGACCCUUGCAGGUGGGCGGGAGGACGUUCCAGGGGAGGGAGCAGAGCAAGCAGCAGAUCCAGCAGCCGAAACAACCGUCGACCCCGGUCUCCCUCUAGGAAGGCGUCAACUCUUUCUACUGAGCUUGAGCCCGCGUAG
This is a messenger RNA of Exophiala dermatitidis NIH/UT8656, 1485 nucleotides long. RefSeq lists its product as uncharacterized. The record is from RefSeq and is a predicted model, not a curated record. NCBI's taxonomy places the organism in Eukaryota, Fungi, Ascomycota, Eurotiomycetes, Chaetothyriales, Herpotrichiellaceae. The transcript has a single exon. Bases 1 to 1485 code for a protein of 494 amino acids.